Tribolium madens (black flour beetle) is the source of this 1778-nucleotide messenger RNA. RefSeq names its product 3-oxoacyl-[acyl-carrier-protein] synthase, mitochondrial. The record is from RefSeq and is a predicted model, not a curated record. Gene Ontology annotation, molecular function: 3-oxoacyl-[acyl-carrier-protein] synthase activity. Lineage: Eukaryota; Metazoa; Arthropoda; Insecta; Coleoptera; Tenebrionidae. Gene Ontology annotation, biological process: fatty acid biosynthetic process. The transcript has a single exon. Bases 469 to 1728 code for a protein of 419 amino acids.
ACACUUUUCGGCCCAAUGCGCAAAAGGGCGAAAUUAAAAUAUAAAAUUAUUGUUCCACCGUUAUUUUUAAAUUAUUAAUUGGCUCGUAAACUAAACACACAAGAGUACCAACUGCACAUUUAAAUAUUUUUUUACGUGUAUGUAAAAAAAAAUGCACAAAAAAGCUAAACCACAAAAUAUAUAACUGUACCGGUCUAAUGUGCAAAACAACGAAAUUGAAACUUAAAUUUAUUUUUAUUUUGCGUUUUAAUUAAAUUAUUGCUUAAUUUUAAGACUAAAUUAUACGACAGUUUCAAUUAAUUAAUUAAGUAUUUCUCAAUUGCGUGUUUAGAAAAAUGUCCGAAGGGACUAAAACACGAAAAGCCUAAUUAUAAGUGAGGUUAGGUUUUAGAUUUUUAUAAAUUAAUAAAAAGCCAAUAAUACGAUGUUGGAAUCAAUGCAAAACUCUUAAAAACACUGUUUUUGUCAAUGAAGCGCCGAGUUGUGGUCACCGGCAUGGGGGUUAUUUCCCCCGUCGGUCUUAACCUCACUCAGGCUUGGGAGUCGAUAAUUGGGGGCAAAUCGGGCAUUUCCAAGCUCGAGGGGGCUUCGUACGCCCCCUUGCCGUGUCGAAUCGCCGGCACGAUUAAGGAAAACGGGGCCCGGAUUGACCUAUCCUCCCGUUUCAAGAAAACCGAGUUGAAAACCAUGGGGGCUGCUACCGCUUAUGCCCUCCUAGCCGCACAUGAAGCCUUGACUGACUCAGCCCUUGUGAGCCCCCCUGAGGGUGUGAGACUCCGGACCGGCGUGGCCGUCGGUAUGGGGAUGGUCGACUUGGAGGACAUCUGCGAGACUAGUGAAGCCCUCAAGCGGGGCUACAACCAAGUGAGCCCCUUUUUCGUCCCUAGGAUUUUGCCGAACAUGUGCGCGGGUCAGAUUAGCAUCAAGUAUGGUUUCAGGGGGCCCAAUCAUGCCGUUUCAACGGCGUGUGCCACGGGGGCUCACGCCAUCGGAGACUCCUUCCGGUUUAUCAGACAUGGGGACGCGGACGUGAUGGUGUGUGGGGGCGCCGAGGCGUGCAUUUCGCCCCUUGCCAUCGCGGCAUUUUGCCGGUUGAGGGCUCUCAGUACUGGGUUCAACGACAGCCCCGAAAAGGGGUCCCGGCCGUUUGAUAAGUCUCGCGACGGGUUUGUGAUGGGGGAAGGGAGUGCGAUCCUAGUUUUGGAGGAGUUGGGACACGCCAAAGACAGGGGGGCUAAAAUCUAUGCGGAAAUUUUGGGGUAUGGGCUAUCAGGGGAUGCUUCGCAUUUGACAGCGCCGAGGCCUGAUGGUACGGGGGCUAUUUUGGCCAUGAGUAGGGCUGUGGGGGAUGCUGGGGUGGAGUUGGGGGCUGUGGGGUACAUCAACGCUCAUGCGACUUCGACCCCCAUUGGGGAUGCGAUUGAGACAACCGCGAUUAAAACCUUGUUUGGGGAUUUGUGUCAGAAUUUAGCUGUGUCGUCGACUAAGGGGGCUCAUGGACACUUAUUGGGGGCUGCUGGGAACCUCGAAACUGUCUUCACGGUUAAAGCGGUCCAAGAAGGGGUCCUCCCGCCUACUAUUAACCUGGAAAAUUGUGAAGAGACUUUGAAUUUUGUACCAAAUAAGAGCCAAGUUUGGGCCCCCAUAAACCAAAAAGUGGCUCUCAAAAACGCCUUUGGCUUUGGGGGGACCAACGCCUGUCUUUGUAUCGCACAAUUUGUAAAUUAAAAAUUAGGAAUAAUACAGGGUGAUUAAAAUAAACAGUAGGUGCUAUGGAA